CCAAUAGGGGCUCAGAGAGAGACCAGAGAGAUACUACCCCCCCUCCCCCCCCUUCACUGGUACAGCUGACUGAACUACUGGGGGACAAAGUGAACACACUCUGAAAGACUGUCUCACUAGACGAACAGCCUGAAAGAGGUUCAACAGCAUCUGGAGCACCUGAGCUGAGUGACUUGGCAGGCCAGAGGAACGAGGUUGAGAGGCUCCUGAACUGAGCUGAGUGACUUGGCAGGCCAGAGGAACGAGGUUGAGAGGCUCCUGGACUGAGCUGAGUGACUUGGCAGGCCAGAGGAACGAGGUUGAGACGCUCCUGAACUGAGCUGAGUGACUUGGCAGGCCAGAGGAACGAGGUUGAGAGGCUCCUGAACUGAGCUGAGUGACUUGGCAGGCCAGAGGAACGAGGUUGAGAGGCUCCUGAACUGAGCUGAGUGACUUGGCAGGCCAGAGGAACGAGGUUGAGAGGCUCCUGAACUGAGCUGAGUGACUUGGCAGGCCAGAGGAACGAGGUUGAGAGGCUCCUGAACUGAGCUGAGUGACUUGGCAGGCCAGAGGAACGAGGUUGAGAGGCUCCUGAACUGAGCUGAGUGACUUGGCAGGCCAGAGGAACGAGGUUGAGACGCUCCUGAACUGAGCUGAGUGACUUGGCAGGCCAGAGGAACGAGGUUGAGACGCUCCUGAACUGAGCUGAGUGACUUGGCAGGCCAGAGGAACGAGGUUGAGACGCUCCUGAACUGAGCUGAGUGACUUGGCAGGCCAGAGGAACGAGGUUGAGACGCUCCUGAACUGAGCUGAGUGACUUGGCAGGCCAGAGGAACGAGGUUGAGACGCUCCUGAACUGAGCUGAGUGACUUGGCAGGCCAGAGGAACGAGGUUGAGACAACAGAGAGGCCCAAAACGUAGAGGCUUGUACUUGGUUACUGCUUGCCUGGUGGGAGCUGCAGAUAGCAGGUCCUGACCUCUCUACAGGACAUACUGAGAGGAGACUACAAGACUUCUCCUACAGGGUCACCCACCACAACAUGCAAGGGAAAAGUGAACACGAACACCAAGACAAUAAUAUGGAAUCAGACUUUGAUCCCAACAAGCAGCCCGAAAGUCCCCCGUCUGAGAACGAGCCCUCCAAUCCUGUCAAAGUCCGCCAGAACCCCAAAUAUCAGCUGUUCCUGGAUGGAGACACGAUUGGGAACGGAUCCAGGGAUACGAAUGGAACGUCUGGGAGAGAGAACGGGAACGGGAGAGAACCCAGGAACAGUUCCCGUUUGGACAGCGCUAGCUCCAGAUUCGGGCCAAACUUCCGCGGGUCCCUGGAAUCGCUUGCCUCUCGGGACUGGGACACCAUGUCAGACAGGGUGGGAGGUUUUGAGAGUCCUCCCAGGGUGUUCAACAGUCCCUACGCUACAGCGGCUUCCACGGACUACAACCCUGGAAUGAACCGGAUGUCAGAGCAAAAGAUGCAGGAGGUGAUGUCUCCAGCCACGUCAGAGCUGAACCUGUUCAACAGCUACAACAGCAGAAGUAGCAGCCCUGUGCUCUCCUUCACCUCGGCUGCGACCUCCUCACGUGCACGCUUCUCAACCUUCGACUCUCUCAGGAGGCGGGACCAGCCGGUGAUGCCAAGCCAACUCCCCAUGCGGUCCACAGCGUCGCCUGUUGCUAUGCCCAACAAGAGAGACUACAUCGAGGAGCUGACCAGACAGAUGGAUGCCUGUCAGAAGAGGAACCAGUUCCUGGAGGCAGAGAGCAUAGAGAUGGACAAGGAGAGGAACCAGAUCAGGUUGGAGAUGAGAGGCCUGUUGGUGAACAACGAGGACCUUCUCAGAACCAACAGUACCCUGCAGAUGGAGAUGAACAGGAUGAGGAUGAGGAUGGUAGAGCUGGAGAGAGACAACACGACCAUGACGGAACGCUUCAGAGUUAUGGAGACGGAGCUGACCGAGGCCAGGGCCCAGAUGGUGGAGGCCAACACUCAGGAAUACGCCUUCAACUUCCUGCAGCAGUCUCUGAAGAAUAAGAUACAGGUCGCUGAGGAGGCGCUAGAGAAGCAGACGCUCCAUGCCCAGGGGCUGUCAGAGAAGCUGUGGCUGUCUGAGAGACAGUUGGAGGAUCUAGAGGUGGACAAGGAGACACGGGACAAGAAGAGAUCAGAGCUCAGUGACACUGUCUUCAGACUGGAGACUGAGCUAGAAGAGGCUCUACAGAAAGCCACCCAGGCGACAGCAGAGCUCAGUCUGCAACAGAAGCUACGAGAUGACGCCCUGCUGAGGGUAGAGGAGAUGGAGGAGAGUUUACUGGAGAGGGGUCAGGAGCUGCAGAUAGCCCAACAGACUGUCAUCCGCCUACAGGGACAGGUGUCUGAUAGGCUGAUAGAUAAGGAGCGUUCCCUGGAGGAGGAGAUCCAGCUGAGAGAGAGAGUUCAGCUGCAGUUGAAGCAGGCAGAGAGGAGCGUAGAGGACCUAACCAUGGAGCUACAGACGGCUGCACAGACCAAGGAAGACCUGGUCAAGCAACUCAAACAGGCUCAGGAGAAACUGUUAGAUCUUGAGAGCGACCUGGAGGAGAUGCAGGACAGUGAACAGAGAUGGGCCAGCAAGAACAAGAGAGCCAUCGAACAGACGGAACAGCUCCAGCUGAAGCUGAUCCAGCAGAAAGAUGUGAAUGAGCAGCUGGACAGUGAGAAGAGCAUCCUGGAGAGACAGCUGCGGGACCUGCGUGUGGAGGUGGAGAACCUCCAACACACCAGAGUUCAUGAGGAUGUCAUCACUAAGACGGAGAGCCGGGCCAAGGAGCUGGAGAACGCUCUGAGGGUGGAGGAGAGGAACAAGGUGGUGAUGAGCAACACCAUCAGUAAACUGGAGAGGAAGAACAACGAACUGUCUGAUCAGCUGGAGGAGGAACAUAAGAUGGCCAAGGAGCAGAAGGACCUGAUGUCCCAGAGGAUGCGUUCCCUGAAGCGUCAGCUGAACGAGGCGGAGGAGGAGUCCAGUCGUAGAGACGCUCAGUACCGCCACACCCAGAGAGAACUGACAGAGGAGAGAGAGACCUCCAACAGACUACAGAAACAGCUCCUAGACCAGCACCUCCAACUCAAACGUAAGGAGUCCACCAUGGCGAUGAGACAGACUCUGGAAGAUCUACGUCUGGACCUUAGUGUGGAUGAGGAGGACCAGACCCCUCCAGUACCCACGGCCUCCAAGGCCUGAGACACCCUUCCUGGGACAGUAUUGCAGCAUCGCACCAGACAUACUAGCCUUACUCAUAACGCCUUUGUCCUAGAUUCAAUCCGGCCCGCAGAAGAUCCAUGCCAUUGCGCGAUUGACAUUUAUAGCUCAUUUCCCAUUGAUCCGGCAUAUGCAGCAUUCAACGUGAAUGUGGGUCUCAGCAAAUGGUGGGAAUGUUGCCUUUAAAACGUGUAUAAAUGGGACAAAAUGAGAUGGGAUUUGAAUCUAGGCCAUUAUUGAUAAAGGUACCAUUCAUACCACCAAAUACAGGACCCACAGGGAACAUACAGCAGCCUCCUGUCAGCCAAUCAAAUCAGCACCCGCGUGUUUGAUUUUCAGGUUCAGCCAAUCAAAUCAGGUUAAAAAAAUUACUGUAGCAUCUGAUAAAACAUUUAUUUUUUAUUUUUUAUUAAAUCUGCAGGUAAUUGAAAAUGUAAACCAGUGUGUCUUUACUUCUUGUGUUCCAUCAGGCUGCGUUUCCCAAACUCGGUCCUCUGGACCUCAAACGGGGUGUACAUUUCGGUUUUUACACUACACAGCUGGUUUAUAUGAUCUAAGCUUUAAUCAGCUGUGUAUUGCGACCCCCGUUGGGGUCCAGAGGUCAGAGUUUGUGAAACCCUGCCAUAAGGGAGUUUAUUUGGUAAACUCCUGGACAAGAUUUUUUUUUAAAUGUAAGUAAGUUAAAAUCCUAUGGGCUUGUAUCUUUCCUGAUUCACUUACUAGUUAGUGCCUUAUAACAGAGAUAAUCAAUUGGAAAAUAAAAAAACAUUUUAUUAAA
Molecule: messenger RNA, 3996 nt
Organism: Oncorhynchus keta (chum salmon)
Lineage: Eukaryota; Metazoa; Chordata; Actinopteri; Salmoniformes; Salmonidae
Product: cingulin-like protein 1
Exons: 18
Coding region: 1020-3200 (726 amino acids)
Cellular component (GO): myosin complex
Source: RefSeq, a predicted model, not a curated record